AUGCAGGCCAAUACUAAGAGUUCUGUUGAAGUCAGUGAGAAUGUUCGUAGACGUAGGGCCACUGUGAACUUGUCACGUUCCCUUGGCUGUCAUAGAUCCACUUAUAACAGAAGGUGGAAUAAAAUGAGAGCUGCUUUCAUGAAAAAAUAUGACUUUCUUUCGUUCAGUGAGUUUGCUAAUGAAAGCACCCUAAAAGAAGUAAAGAGAGAAAUCACUUGUAAUGACAGUACUUCAACUAUUACACCAUCGACUAGCAACAUCAAUCAAGGACUUUCAGAUAUUAGUGGAUCUCCUGAAGUGAACCUGUGCUCUCCGAAGUUCAUGAAUCGCAAAGAAAUGAUGAAAGACUUGAUGAUGUAUCUAAUGUCAAAUACAUCUCUGAGCAUAAGGGAUGCUGAUCGUGUUCUGUAUGGUCUACGAUUUUUUAUCCCUGACAUACCGAAAAGCAUCAGAGGUGUCCUAAAGACGUGUCCAAGUGUUCAACCAAAGUUUAUCGGCAGUGGGGUUUACUACCAUCUAGGAUUGAAAACCAAUCUGCUAAGAUACGUUGAACUUUGGUUGUGUACUAGUGAUUUUGACUUUUUAAAAUUAUAUAUCAGUGUGGAUGGACUUUCUAUGUCUAGAAGCUCCAAUCAACAGUUAUGGCCUAUACUAGGACGGAUCGUUGCCCCUAAGUUUAGUGACGUGUUCAUGAUAGGGAUCUACGGAGGGAAUAGUAAGCCCGUAGAAUUCAACGAGUUUUCUGUGGACACAAUUUCUGAAAUAAAAGAAAUGACUGACGUGGGUCUUUUUAGUGUAAAGUUUAAUAAAUGUAUACCUAUUAGGUUGACGGCUGGAGGGAAAGACGACCUUUCCAAAUGGAGUACAUACCUUAAGAACAGACGACACCUUCCGUCGUCAAUCUCAAUCAAUUCACCAUCAAGGACAUUCUAUUAUGGAAACGCUUUCGAUUGA
Schistosoma guineensis is the source of this 954-nucleotide messenger RNA. The record is from the annotation of a GenBank genome assembly. Lineage: Eukaryota; Metazoa; Platyhelminthes; Trematoda; Strigeidida; Schistosomatidae.